Quercus lobata is the source of this 3132-nucleotide messenger RNA. Its product is annotated as two pore calcium channel protein 1A-like. Gene Ontology annotation, biological process: calcium ion transport; transmembrane transport. The transcript has 24 exons. Gene Ontology annotation, molecular function: voltage-gated calcium channel activity; calcium ion binding. Gene Ontology annotation, cellular component: plant-type vacuole; vacuolar membrane. Lineage: Eukaryota; Viridiplantae; Streptophyta; Magnoliopsida; Fagales; Fagaceae. The record is from RefSeq and is a predicted model, not a curated record. Bases 416 to 2626 code for a protein of 736 amino acids.
AUGUAAUUCAAGAGAGGCUAAAUAUUAGUGCAUAUUUGAUUGUUACACACAACUGUACACACACUUUGGAGUAAAACCGUGGCUUCAUAUCACAAUUUGAGCUCCAUAAACAUUGCUAUUCAAAGAGAGUAAGAAAGAGUGCAUGGAAGGAGGCAUGAGGGAUACCUCAUGGGAACAUGACUCAUCGUAACCCGACACUGAAGCCAAAGUUGAAAGUCUACACAUUUGAGAUAUUUUAUUAAUAGUAACGAAGAUUCAUUUCAUAACUGUCUCACUACUACGUCUCCGAUCAAAGCCUUUAUUAUCUUCACCACCUCUCUCUCUCUCUCUCUCUGUGUCUCGGUUUCUCUGCUUUUGUUGUUUUGAAUUGAAACCAAUUAUCAUUUUGGUUUCAGUUUUCAUUUGUCUCUUAUAGAUGGAGAAGCCUCUGCUAAGCGGAGAAAGCAGUAGAGCUACUGCGGCUGGUCGCAAGAGAGAGCACCAUAAUCGUUCUGAGGCCAUUGCUUACGGCUCGAAUUUUGAAAAGGCUGCUGCUCUCGUUGAUCUGGCCGUAGAUGGUAUUGGUUUACCCGAGGAAAUUCUUGAUCAUUCAAACUUCCAGAGUGCUGCAAAAUCCUACCUCGUUUUUAUUCAGUUUGAUUUCUUUUGGUCCCUCAAUUAUUUUGCAAUGAUAAUCCUAAAUUUCUUAGAGAAACCUUUGUGGUGUUCCAACUAUUCUACAGAUUCUUGCAAUGAUAGGGAUUACUACUUUCUUGGGCAGUUGCCCUACUUAACUGGUGGGGAGUCUCUUAUUUAUGAGGGCAUAUCUCUAUUCAUACUUGUGAUACAUACCUUCUUUCCAAUUUCAUAUGAAGGGUACGAUCUUUAUUGGAAAAGUCUUCUUAAUCGAUUAAAGGUGGCUUUGCUGUUAAUUUGGGUUGCUGAUAUACUGGUUUAUGCUCUCUAUUUGUCUUCAGGGGGCUUUGAUUAUCUUCCUUUUAGAAUUGCACCAUAUAUCAGAGUUGUGUUUUUCAUGCUGAGCUUUAGGGAAUUACGAGCGACCAUCGACAUCCUGGCUGGAAUGCUUAGCACCUACUUAAACGUCUUGGCUUUAGGGCUUUUAUUUCUCCUGUUUUCCAGUUGGUUAGCCUAUGUCAUGUUUGAAGAUACCCAACAAGGGAAAACAGUAUUUACUUCGUAUGGCACCACACUGUAUCAGAUGUUUGUUUUGUUCACCACAUCCAACAAUCCAGAUGUUUGGAUUCCAGCGUACAAGGCUUCGCGUUGGUUUUGUCUGUUUUUUGUUCUUUACAUCCUAUUGGGGGUUUACUUCGUCACCAGCUUGAUUCUUGCUGUUGUAUAUGACAGCUUCAAAGAUCAGCUUGUAAAACAAGUUUCUGUGAUGGACUCUAAAAGGAGACGAAUCUUGGAGAAAGCUUUUAAUCUCAUAGAUAAAAAUAAUCAUGGAUUUCUUGAUAAAGAGCAAUGCAUUCGACUGUUUGAGGAACUGAAUAAGUACAGGACUUUGCCAGAAAUAUCAAGAGAAGAAUUUGAGUUGAUAUUUGAUGAGCUGGAUGAUAGUCAUGAUUUCAAGAUCAACCUAAAUGAAUUUUCUGACCUUUGCAACGCCAUUGCUCUAAAAUUCCAGAAGGAAGAGUGUAAAUCUUGCUUUGAGUAUUUUCCAUCAGUCUACAAUUCACCCUGCUCUAAAAAGUUGAAAGGCUUUGUGCAGAGUCCUAGAUUUGGAUACAUUAUAUCCUUCAUUCUCAUACUGAAUCUGUUUGCUGUUAUUGUGGAAACAACGCUUGAUAUAGAAAAUAAUUCUGCUCAAAAGGUGUGGCAAGAGGUAGAGUUUGUCUUUGGAUGGAUAUAUGUGCUGGAAAUGGCUUUAAAAAUAUAUUCAUUUGGAUUUGAGAAUUAUUGGAGGGAUGGUCAAAACCGCUUUGAUUUUAUGAUCACUUGGAUAAUAGUUAUCGGAGAAACCUUGACUUUUGUGGCCCCUCAAGGACUUACUUUCCUUUCCAAUGGCGAAUGGAUUCGCUACCUUCUCCUCAUAAGAAUGUUAAGAUUGAUAAGGCUGCUGAUGUACGUCAAGCGUUACCGUGCCUUCAUUGCCACUUUCAUAACCCUUAUACCAAGUUUGAUGCCAUACCUUGGAACCAUAUUUUGUGUCCUAUGUAUUUAUUGCUCUCUUGGUGUACAGAUCUUUGGUGGGAUUGUCAAUGCUGGAAAUGCCAGUUUGGAUGGGACUGAUCUUUCAGAUGAUGACUAUUUACUUUUCAAUUUCAAUGACUAUCCGAAUGGUAUGGUGACACUUUUCAAUUUACUGGUCAUGGGAAACUGGCAUGAAUGGAUGCAGAGCUACAAGGAAUUAACAGGAACUGCAUGGAGCCUCACUUACUUUGUCAGCUUCUACUUAAUAACUGUGUUACUGCUUUUAAAUUUGAUUGUAGCUUUUGUAUUGGAGGCAUUCUUUGCUGAAAUGGAACUCGAGUCAUCAGAAAAUUUUGAAGAACAGGAUAAGGAAGUACAAGGCAGAAAGGAUCGUCGACGAUCUGUUGGUACAAAAUCACAGAGCCAGAGGGUUGAUCUCCUUCUUCAUCAUAUGUUGAGUGCAGAGCUCAAUAAAGAGCCCCCCAACCCAUAGAUUUGCUUCAUUCCACUUGUGAGAAAAAUUCUGAAGCCAUUUUGCCCUUGCUUUGGGGUAUUUAGCCUUUACUCUUUAGUGGUUAGCAAAGCAAAAGAAUUGUUUCAAGUGACUCGUCCCGGAAGGAACCAUGCAAUUGCUUUAAAUAGUGAGCAGCAGACACACGCUUUGUUUUUCAUGCCAUUGGUACCAGGUUCUCCUUUUUGGCAGGCAGCUUAAUUUCUGUUAGCCUACACAGCUUAUGUUCUCCAAAGGCGCGCCCCACCCCAAUUUUUUUUUUUUUUUUGGGUACAGAGUUUGAUUACAAGAAGUUGUGCAACUACAUUUUGUUUUUGUUAUAGUUUUAUAUUGUAUUAUUGUUUGUACAUGUGAGGAAAGUAUAUUUAGCAGUGGAAGGGAUUAUUGUUUCAACUUUUGAGGGUAGACUACGCAAAGCCUAUAAAGAAUAAAGGGAAAGGAAAUUCACAUAAUGCCAUAUGCGGAUGCCACAGCUUUUUUUGUAUGCC